Messenger RNA from Cornus florida, 666 nucleotides. Its product is annotated as agamous-like MADS-box protein AGL62. Gene Ontology annotation, molecular function: protein dimerization activity; DNA-binding transcription factor activity, RNA polymerase II-specific; RNA polymerase II cis-regulatory region sequence-specific DNA binding. Lineage: Eukaryota; Viridiplantae; Streptophyta; Magnoliopsida; Cornales; Cornaceae. The transcript has a single exon. The record is from RefSeq and is a predicted model, not a curated record. Bases 1 to 666 code for a protein of 221 amino acids. Gene Ontology annotation, biological process: positive regulation of transcription by RNA polymerase II.
AUGGCAAAGAAGCCAAGCAUGGGUCGACAAAAGAUCAAAAUGGCGAAAAUAGAGAUCAAAAAUCACUUGCAAGUCACAUUCUCGAAACGUCGAUCAGGCCUUUUCAAGAAGGCAAGUGAGCUCUGCACUCUGUGUGGUGUAGAGGCUGCAAUUGUAGUAUUCUCCCCUGCAGGGAAGGUGUUCUCUUUCGGACACCCCAAUGUUGAGGCCAUGGUGGAUCGUUUCAUCACUCGGAACACUGCACCAAACUCCAAUGCCCUCCAUCUCGUUGAGGCUCAUCGCGAUGCCAGCAUUCGUGCACUCAACUCACACCUCACUCAACUCCUCAACGAGUUGGAAGCCGGGAGAAAAACAGGCGAAGCCCUUGAUCGGAUGAGGAAAGCUAGCCAAUGCCGGUGCUGGUGGGAGGCCCCUAUUGACAAGCUCGGAUUGCAGGAGCUUGAACAACUUAAGGACUCCAUGGAGGAGCUUAAGAAGAAUGUAGCAAAUCAAACUAACAAAUUGUUAGUCGAGACCACAAAUGGUUCGCCAUUUUUUGCAACAAAUGGUACUGGAAUUGUUCUUCCUUUCGAGAGAAAACCUAAUGAUCUGAGAUAUGCCGGUUCAAGUAGUAGUACUAAUCAAACAAUCCAGAGUUUUGGAUAUGGUGGUCAUGGGUUUUUCUGA